Gasterosteus aculeatus aculeatus (three-spined stickleback) is the source of this 3240-nucleotide messenger RNA. Lineage: Eukaryota; Metazoa; Chordata; Actinopteri; Perciformes; Gasterosteidae. The record is from RefSeq and is a predicted model, not a curated record.
GGGGGGGUCGAGCCGGCUGUUGGCGGACUUGCGGGGCUCAUCCGGACCGCGUUUUGUGCGUCACGACACCAAACGGGACCGAUCGGCAUUUUAUUUUUUUACCGUGUCCGCGCGCACUCGCGUCGCCAAGGGAAGACCGUUUAGACAAGAACGAGUCUGAGAGUGUAUUUACAUAACAGGCGCUAACGUCAUUGGCGGUGCGCAGCGGGUUGUGGGAUCGCGACCCCGUCACGCUUUUGCCGCGAGGACAAACGCGUUCCAGUACAGUUCUACACACGUUUAUUCAUUUUCAUUCAUUCCGACACAGAAGCGGGUCCCACAGCCCCAAACGGUUCCGCAGCCCGGCGCUCGAACCCUCGACGUCAUGGAGGCGGUUCCGUUGGAGCAGGGUUGACCCGCAAACUUUGCGUCGCAGCAACGAGUCGAAGUCGCGUUGCCGCGAGUUGUUCUUUUGCAUUCGACCUACUUCUUUUUUUUUUUCCUCUUUUUUUUUUUAAUUCGAUAAGGGAAAGUUGAGAAAUGGUCACUAACAGCAUCCACUGGUUCCGGAAGGGCUUGCGGCUCCACGACAACCCGUCGCUCGCUGACUCCCUGCUGGGGGCGGACACCGUCCGCUGCGUCUACAUCCUCGACCCCUGGUUCGCGGGGUCCUCCAACGUGGGCAUCCACAGGUGGAGGUUCUUACUGCAGAGUCUGCAGGACUUGGACUCCAGCCUCCGGAAGCACCACUCUCGGCUGUUUGUGAUCCGAGGACAGCCCACCGACGUCUUUCCCAGACUCUUCAAGGAAUGGAACACCUCCCGUUUGUCCUACGAGUACGACUCCGAGCCCUUCGGUAAAGAGCGCGACGCGGCCAUCAGGAAGCUGGCCUGUGAGGCCGGCGUGGAGGUGACCGUCCGCGUCUCCCACACCCUGUACGACCCGGACAGGAUCAUAGAGCUGAACGGGGGUCAGUCGCCUCUCACCUACAAGCGGUUCCAGACCCUCAUCGGCCGCAUGGAAUCGGUGGAGAUGCCCGCGGAGUCCGUGGCGGACGACGUCAUGGGGAAAUGCCGGACGCCGAUGUCCGAGGACCACGACGACAAGUUCGGCGUCCCCUCCUUGGAGGAGCUGGGUUUCGACACUGAAGGUCUGUCCUCGGCUGUGUGGCCCGGUGGGGAGACCGAAGCCCUCGCGCGGCUCGAGAGGCAUUUGGAGAGGAAGGUCGGUCAGAUCCUGCUUACUUACCUGUUUAUAGAGGGAAAACGACUAGAAAUGUCUCUUUCGGCGCCCCUCCGCCAAUGGGACCGCCUCGGCGGAGAGCAUGCGGUGACCAUCACACGCCGCGCCCCGCCAUUGGUGUCUGACCGCGUGACCGUCUUGCCAUCAGGCGUGGGUCGCCAACUUCGAGCGUCCCAGAAUGAACGCCAACUCGCUGCUCGCCAGCCCGACGGGCCUCAGCCCGUACCUGCGCUUCGGCUGCCUCUCCUGCCGCCUCUUCUACUUCAAGCUCACCGACCUCUACAUGAAGGUGAAGAAGAACAGCUCUCCCCCGCUCUCGCUCUACGGCCAGCUGCUGUGGCGCGAGUUCUUCUACACGGCGGCCACCAACAACCCUCGCUUCGACAAGAUGGAGAGCAACCCCAUCUGCGUCCAGAUCCCGUGGGACCGCGACCCCGAGGCGCUGGCCAAGUGGGCGGAGGGCCGGACGGGCUUCCCCUGGAUCGACGCCAUCAUGACGCAGCUGAGGCGGGAGGGCUGGAUCCACCACCUGGCCAGACACGCCGUGGCGUGUUUCCUGACCCGAGGGGACCUGUGGAUCGGCUGGGAGGAGGGCAUGAAGGUGCGCCGCGAAAUACGGUGUUUGAGGAGCUGCUGCUGGAUGCAGACUGGAGUGUGAACGCGGGCAGCUGGAUGUGGCUCUCUUGCAGCUCUUUCUUCCAGCAGUUCUUCCACUGCUACUGCCCCGUGGGCUUCGGCCGGCGCGCCGACCCCAACGGGGAUUACAUUCGGCGCUACCUGCCCAUUCUGAGAGGCUUUCCGGCCGAGUACAUCUACGACCCCUGGAACGCUCCGGAGAGCGUGCAGAAGGCGGCCGAGUGCGUCAUCGGCGUGCAUUACCCCAAGCCCAUGGUGAACCACGCGCACGCCAGUCGUCUCAACAUCGAGCGAAUGAAGCAGAUUUACCAGCAGCUGUCCUGUUGCAGAGGCUUCGGCCUUCUGGCUUCGGUUCCUUCCACGUGCCACGGUACCGGGGAGACGUCCUCAAACGGGAUGGCGUUCCCCGUCGAGGCGCCGCACGCCGACACCGCUCCAUCUGGCUGUGCGAUGCCGGUUCCCUCCCAGGCCGACUGGCCGAGCAGCGUCCGGAUGCACCGGCUGGCUGAUCCGCCCCAGCAGGGCCCGGGGCUCCGCAAGCGGCACAGCGAGGACGCCGCCGACGGCAAAAGCGCAAAAGUCCAGAGACGCGGCGCUCUCUAGGAGGUCAGUUAAAGAAUUAUUUAGAAUUAGAACUAAAUCCUGUGUUUCAGGACAGUAGAAAUUAAAAAAAUAUAUACUUUAAACAGAGAAUCUUGGGAACAAAAGGUGAAGCUUUUUCAUCUGUGUCUUAAAUGGCUGAAUUGAUGUUUGAACGGUGAUGAAAUCUUCCUCUUUUUACUUUGCAUUGUUCAGGACUACUGAUUGAAUUGUGUUUUUUGUGUGUUUUUCUAGACAUAAUUUGACAUAAUUUGUGUGUCCCUCUCGUCCCCUCCGUCCCCUCACAGGCGUGCAGACGGACCGAGUACACAGGCGCCGCUAAAUGGACUUUACGGUUUAAAUAGUCACACACACACACACACACACACAAUGUGAUCACCGCUGUCACUGGAGCGGCGUUUUACACUGUGCUCAUUGUUUGGUUGAUAUGUAUAUCAUGAAUUUCCUAAUUUCACAUCCAACAUGUACAUAUUUGAAUAUUAUGUGUGCGUUUACUGUCUUUGUGUAGCCACAGACCCUCUGAUAUAUUUUUGAUAUGAGAAACCCAGGUGGAUGGUUUUGUUUGUUAUUUUGUGUACACUUUUCUGCCUCUUUAUUUAUUCAACUGCAGCUCUUUCUCCUUUUUGAGCCGUCGAAGAUGCGUCAUUCCCUCCCCGCGUUACAGGCAACAUUAGUAUGACGUUAAAGUUUAAGAUGUACCACUUGUGAGAAAUCCUUUCUUUACGUCCUUUCUCAAUGUGCAUGUUUUAUUAAAAGUGUGUUUGAAUAUACAAAAUGGUUUCA